Molecule: messenger RNA, 2448 nt
Organism: Malurus melanocephalus (red-backed fairy wren)
Lineage: Eukaryota; Metazoa; Chordata; Aves; Passeriformes; Maluridae
Gene: RNASET2
Product: ribonuclease T2
Exons: 10
Coding region: 104-871 (255 amino acids)
Biological process (GO): RNA catabolic process
Cellular component (GO): extracellular region
Molecular function (GO): ribonuclease T2 activity; RNA binding
Source: RefSeq, a predicted model, not a curated record
CCGAGGCGGGGCUGUGCGCGGCCCUGGGGAGAGGGGCGGGCAGCGGGGCAGCUCCUGCGGGCCGCGCCGGGGAGCGGGCGGAAGCGACUUGGAUAAUAACAAAAUGGAACCUGCAAAGCUGCACUACUGGAUUCUGGGUUGGUUUUCCAUGGCACUGUGUUGUUGGUGUACUUCAGAUACUUUUACUCAAAGUGACAGCCACCCUCAUUCCUGGAAAAAGCUGUAUCUUGCUCAUCAUUGGCCAGUGACUGUAUGUAAGAUGAAUGCUAAUGAUUGUCAUGACCCUCCACAGUACUGGACAAUCCAUGGACUGUGGCCUGACAAAGGUGAAGACUGUAAUAGGACAUGGCAUUUCAAUGUCACCGAGAUCAAGGAUCUUAUGUCAGACAUGAGACACUACUGGCCUGAUGUGCUUCAUUCAUCUCUGAAUCGCACCCAGUUCUGGAAGCAUGAGUGGGACAAACAUGGCACUUGUGCAGCCACACUCGAGGUCCUUAAUUCUCAGAAAAAAUACUUUGGUAAAGCCUUAGAACUCUAUCAGCAUAUUGAUCUCAGUGGUUGUCUCUUGAAAGCUAGGAUAAAGCCACGCAGUUCGUACUAUAAGAUGCCUGUUAUAAAGGAAGCUCUAACAAGAUUUUAUGGUGUAAYGCCAAAGAUCCAGUGCCUUCCUCCAGAAGAGGGUGAAGAAGCACAAACAAUUGGCCAGAUUGAAUUUUGCUUCACCAAAGAGCUGCAGCUGAUAAACUGCACGGCGCUGAAGGGUGAAUCCAACCCAAUGCAGGCUCACUUGAAGCUUGGAACUCAGGAGCUGUCGAUCUGCAAUGAUACUCUCCCAACCUAUUAUCCUUCAGAGGUCCAAGGUCACAAAUGAAGACACAAAAGUUUGAAAAACUUUUUAAAAACAGCAACAAAAAUCAAACUCCUGUAAUAUAACAAGCCCCUGUCUGUAUCCCAGGGCUACUGUGGAUAACUGCUGGAAAACACAGUUCUUUUGCUAUUAAAAGAGAAUCGUCUACAUGAUGGAUGAGCAUCUGAUCUACAACUUGGUCUGGAUUUUUGGCUUGCUUGUGGUUUGAAUCAAUGUUCAAAAGAGCACUGUGACUUCUAAGUUUGACUUGCAUUUAAGUCUGCCACUUCAGCUGCUUUUUGGUUUUUACCAGUGAGUCAGGGAAAGUAAUUUGUGUUGAAAGGAUGAUUGUCUCUCUGAGAUGACAAUUUCUUGAGAAGAAAAUACUGUAAAGAAAAAGAGUUCUGAGAUCUAUCUGGGAAUUACCAUUCCCAGAUGUGAUAGCCACUGUCUUGCAUCAUUGCUCUCCAGAAGUGCAGAGCAGAUCAUGUCCUCUGAGGGGUUGAACCUUUCCUCACUCAGGGAUCACAGUGGACUAAAGACAGCUUUUGCAUAAAUUCUUAGUGAAGUAAUAACAUUUUCCAGGUGUGAGCUUUUCUCCCCAAAAGAUCCCAGGCACACUGUAUUUGUAGCUUUACCUGUUUUUUGACUUUUUUUGUGGCAUUAGCUCCAUACAGCCUUGAGGAACAACCAGUGUUAGAGCUUACAUGUUAGUACAGGAGAAUGUUAGCCCCUAGAAAUAUGUUGUUACUAAUUCUUAGUUGUUUAAGCAUUCAGCCUUGCUACACACGAGUAUCUGCACUUUUAUAUGAAAACAAGAUUGUCACAUAAUCACYUUGUUCCAAGAAACAGCUUUGUAUAGAUGAAACAAUAAAUACUACAGGGUUUUCAGUAAAAGGUACAGAUGUUGCCAAUAGUGCAUCUCUACACUAUAGUGAAUAGUAACAUGCCACAGUUGCAUGUUUCCAAAGGGAACCAAAUUUUGAUGGCAUCUUCCCCACAGUGCUGUGRUAAUCUAUGUGUCACAAACUGUGUUUCAAAGAAAAACAAUUAUGGCUCAAGGAACCAUCUGUUUGUUAGAAUAAUAUUACUGUGAAAACAGUCAAGAUGACACAAAGUUGCAGAGGGAGGGUGCUACUUUGCUGGAGGGUACAAGGGCUAUGCAGAGCAACUUGGACAGGCAAGAUGUGCAACCAGCACGGUGCUGGCUAGACGGGAAAAGCCUCCGAGCAAAAGUGUUGCUUUCCAGGGAGAGAUCUGGCUUGUUCGCACGCUUUGGAAGGUGCAACGCAGCCAGCCAAGGGGGAUCCUCAGAGAAAGCUAUKUCGCUGAGAAUUCUGCUUGUAAACACUCUCUCUUUGCUGCAUCUCUCCAGCCGGCAAGUGGGCACGGCACUGGAUAUACGGGGAAAGCUUCCUAGCAAAAUWGUUGCUUUCCAGUGCGAAAUCUUGCUUGUAACACACUUUGGAAGUGGCAAUGCUGCAGACUGAUGGGGCACUAUAGAGAAAGCAUUUCUCCAAGACAUUCUGCUUUUAAUGUCUCUCUCUUGCUGCAUCUCGCCGCCUUCAAAUGGGCAACUCGCUGGCUAGACGGGAAAAGCC